AUGAAUGAGAUGCAUUCUCUAAAGUUGAUAUUUCUGGUGAAUUUGGUCAUCAUAUUCACUCAAACUGACGGGCAAAGAGCAUGUUCUGAAGAAGAGAGGACAGGGCUGUUAGAACUGAAGUCGUUUCUGAAGAUAGACGUCAUGAAUGGUGCAGAGCAUGAUGUACUGCCUUCAUGGGUCGAUGAUCCGACGAGUGAUUACUGUGGCUGGGAGAGACUUAGCUGCAACUCCACCACCGGACGGCUUCACAGGCUCUCCCUCUUCAAUAUACGACUGUCUAAUUUACAUGAUUUUUACUGUUUCGAUUCACCCAAUUGGAACAUCACCUUAUUCCAGUCUUUUAAACAUCUAAAAACUCUCAUUUUAGCCUACAAUUGUAUGACAUGGACAGAGAACCAAGGUUGGUCUAGGCUACAACAGCUGGAGACGUUGGAUCUUUCGUAUAACAUUUUAACAAGCAGCCAUCUGCAUUCUUUGAGGAAACUCAAAUCGCUUAAGAAUUUGAACCUUAGUGGCAAUUCCUUUAACGGGUCCUUCCCUGCCCGAGAACUAUCUGCUUUUGAAAACUUGGAGACACUGGAUUUAAGUUUAAAUAGACUACAAGAUUCUCCAACAAAGUUCGAUUCUGUGGAUUGCUCAAAGCUCAGGAACGUAAUUCUGCAUGACAACACCUUCACCGGUACUAAUAUUAUAAGGUUUCUGGGCUCACUUCCGUCCCUAAAGUCUCUUGAUCUUUCCGAUAAUGUUAUGCGAGGCACUCUGUCGAAUCAAGAUUUGAUAACAUUGGGAAGAUUGGAGGUAUUAGAUUUACGCAAUAAUAUUAUGGAAGGAGGUAUUCCUCAAAAUAUUGGGAAUCUAUCCCAUCUUAAAGCUCUGUAUUUGGCAGAUAAUUACUUCAAUGGCUCUUUGCCGGUCCACGGGUUGUGUGAAUUGAGGAGACUUCAAGUGUUAGAUAUUCAUCAUAAUAGUUUCCAAGGAACUCUUCCCCCUUGUCUAAGCAAUCUGACAUCUCUAAAGAUUCUUGAUCUGCAUCAUAAUCACUUCAGCGGCACCAUUACAUCAUAUUCAAUACCAAGCCAAAAGUUUCUUCAGUUCAUGGAUAUUAGCCAUAAUGAUUUCGAGGGUUCCUUCUCUCUUAGCUCCAUAUUCAAUCACUCGAAGCUUGAGGUAGUCGUACUCGGGAGCAAAGAGAACAAACUGCAGAUUGAUAAUGAUGAACAAGCUGGGAUCCCGUUGUUUCAACUAAAGGUAUUGCUGCUUUCGAAUUGUAACAUGAAGAAUGCUCCUCGGUUUUUGCUAAGCCAGCAUCGGUUAAUAUGGGUUGAUAUCUCGCACAAUGACUUGAGCGGAGCCCUGCCUUUCUGGUUGCUUGAAAAUAACACUGAUCUACAGUUUCUGAACCUUAGGAAUAAUUCGUUUAUCGGGAAUCUCAAUCCUCUUCGGAAGAAUCCUAUGAGUGGUGUGGUUCAUGUUGAUGUAUCAAACAAUCAUGUUGAAGGGCAUCUUCCAAUGGAUCUUGGACUGUUUCUUCCAAAUUUACAGUAUCUCAAUUUAUCCUGUAACUUGUUUGAAGGCGAGCUCCCGUCCUUGGUUGGUGUCAUGACGAAGUUGUCGUGGUUGGAUUUAUCCUUCAAUAAUUUAUCAGGAGAAGUUCCAAAGGAAUUGGUAGAAAAUUGCAUUGAUCUAGUUGGUUUGAUGUUGAACAACAACAGUUUUCAUGGUGAAUUCUUUUCCGCUGAUCACUUCAACUUGAGUAGAGUACAAGUGUUGAGACUGGGGAACAAUAAGUUCACCGGAAGUCUAAUAACAAAGAAGGAAUUCUAUAGUUCCAUGAAACUCUUUGAUGUUAGCAACAACAACAUGGCCGGUGAGAUUCCUAAUGGAAUAGAUGCUGAGGUUCUUUUACUGCAGAACAAUUCUUUCGAAGGCCACAUGCCAUGUGAAGGAUUUUAUGAAGCGCAGGUCAUUGAUAUUUCUCAUAACUUGCUGUCGGGACCGAUACCGUCUUGCUUGAUCGAGAAUUUUCAAGGUUAUUCACCUGUUUUCUUGUUGAACAUCAGAGAUAACAGAUUUUCUGGAAACAUUCCUUCCCAACUUGGUCCACUUCGUCACUUACAAAUUCUUUUGUUAGGAAAUAAUCUCUUCGAUGGCUUGAUUCCGAGACAGUUGUGUCAAUUAACAGAGAUAACCAUAUUGGAUCUUUCCAACAACUCCUUUUCUGGUCCAAUACCAAGCUGCUUGAGUGAUUUACCAUUCGGAAGUGCUUCCAAUGAUUUCGUUAAAGACUUUACAUUUUCUUAUGAUUUUCACAAUCUCCUUCAAGAAUUUUAUGACUUUACCAGUUUCUGGGAUAGUAAUAGGCUAGAUGUCAUGUAUGUGUGUAAUGUAGACUUUGUCACUAAACAUAGUCUCCUUUCUUACAAAGGAAACAUUCUGAAUUACAUGGCUGGAUUAGAUCUGUCAUGCAACAAUCUGACGGGCGCAAUUCCUCAGACUCUUGGGAAGCUGUCAUUCCUUCACGGACUCAACUUAUCCCACAAUCAUCUGACGGGGUGCAUUCCGGUUUCGUUCUCGAAUCUCCCUCAAAUCGAGAGCCUGGAUUUGUCCUACAACAAUCUAAGCGGGAAAAUCCCAUCGGAGCUGGUCAAGCUUAACUUCCUGGAAGUCUUCAGUGUGGCACACAACAACUUAUCAGGCAGAGUCCCAGACAAAGGCCAAUUCGCGAAUUUUGGCAUCGACAGUUACGAAGGAAAUCCAUUCCUUUCUGGCAUACCAUCGGAGAAAAACCACACGGCAUUGCCACCAGAUGGAGCCGAAGAAAAAUGGUAUGCAAUGGACCGUAAUUCUUUCCUUGCAAGUUUUUUUACAAGUUAUUGUGUGGUCUUGUGGACAUUGGGGGCUGUUCUCUACCUCAACCCCAACUGGCGAAGGAGGUGGUUUCGUUUCAUCGAGAAUUCUAUCUACUGCUGCUAUUACUUUGUUCAUGAUGCUGUUCGUAACUUAGCUACCAUGUUCAAUCAUUAG
This is a messenger RNA of Hibiscus syriacus, 3024 nucleotides long. RefSeq names its product receptor-like protein 56. Bases 1 to 3024 code for a protein of 1007 amino acids. Gene Ontology annotation, molecular function: protein binding. The transcript has 6 exons. NCBI's taxonomy places the organism in Eukaryota, Viridiplantae, Streptophyta, Magnoliopsida, Malvales, Malvaceae. The record is from RefSeq and is a predicted model, not a curated record.